GCCAACAGCUGUUUUACAAAACAACAGAGAGUAGCGGUUUCCUUGAUAAGAUAAGAGCAAAGUUCAUAUAUACUGCGAUCUAAGGAUCGGAUCAUUAAAUAAUUAAUUGAAGAGACAACAUUAAUAUUAUCUCCCUUAAGUUUCUACUUUUCCUAUUUUACUUACGUUUGGUAAACGAAGAAAUGGCCCUGAUUCCAGCUGUAACCCGACUGACCUCCUCCGUCAUCCGGAUCCUGGGCUGCAAUCCUAGUCCCAUGACGCUUCAGGGCACCAACACCUACCUUUUGGGCAGCGGCCGGAGGAGAAUCCUUAUCGACACCGGCGAUGAGGACGUGCCGCAAUACAUUGAGCACCUGGAAGACGUGCUGCAGCAGGAAAAGGCCUCCAUCGACACCAUUUUGCUGACCCACUGGCACCACGACCAUGUCGGCGGUGUCAAGAGCAUCCUGGGCACCAAAUUGGCCGACAAGGAUUGCCGGGUCUUUAAGUUCGGGCGCACGGAUGCUCAGGACGUGUGCCCCGAGAUCCCGUCGCAAAUCAAACUGCAUCCGCUGGCCCACAACCAGGAGUUCGCUACGGAGGGAGCGAGUGUUCGGGUGGUGCACACACCAGGUCACACCACCGACCAUGUCGUGCUGGCCAUGAACGAGGGCACGCUCUUCAGCGGGGACUGCAUCCUGGGCGAGGGCACCGCUGUUUUCGAAGACCUGUUUGAGUACAUGAAGAGCCUGGAGAAGAUACUGGACAUCAAGCCGCAGCGAAUCUUUCCGGGCCAUGGCAAUGUUAUUGAGGAACCACUUGGCAAGAUUGAGUACUACAUAAGCCAUCGCAACCAGCGCGAGCAGCAAAUCCUGCAGUUCUUCGUCCAGCGACCCAGUGAGCGCUGGCAGGCAAUGGACGUGGUGCGUGUGGUCUACAAGGAGACUCCGGAAAACCUCUGGACCGCUGCCGCCUACAACGUGAACCACCACCUCAGCAAGUUGGAGAAAGAGGGGAAGCUGCGGCUGUGCAAGUCGGAGGAUGAAGAAUUCUAUGUCUACCAGCCAACCAGUGCGCUCUAGGUUGGGUUUGGCUUCCGUUUUUAUUUUUUGUGUGCUCAACAAUGUAAAUAACUAAUUUUUGUUAAAUGUUUAACUAAAAAUAUUAAAAACUUAGAUAAUUUAAA
Drosophila subpulchrella is the source of this 1165-nucleotide messenger RNA. Its product is annotated as beta-lactamase-like protein 2 homolog. The transcript is spliced from 2 exons. The record is from RefSeq and is a predicted model, not a curated record. Gene Ontology annotation, molecular function: single-stranded RNA binding; RNA endonuclease activity. Gene Ontology annotation, cellular component: mitochondrial matrix. NCBI's taxonomy places the organism in Eukaryota, Metazoa, Arthropoda, Insecta, Diptera, Drosophilidae. The coding region runs from base 183 to 1061 and encodes 292 amino acids.